AUGCAAAGUCAUGAAAUGUUGCCACUUGAUUUUGAGGAAGAUUCUGCAGCAAAUUAUCAACAUCAGCCCAUCCUACAAGAUUUUUCAUACUAUUCCAAUGUACCUCCGAAACAUAUCAUUGAAGGGCAAAAAGCAGUCCGUAGAAGAUUGCGAAAUAAGGGAUCUAAAGAUUCCGCUGCCAAUUCAUUGGGCAUGAGUAAUUUGAGAUAUCGACAACUGCAAGAACAAUCCAAAAAAACAAAAGAAACGAUUAAGAAUGAUCGAGAGAGUGAUAUCAUGCACAUGUUGAGAAUUUUGCGUGGUCCUGAUAUGGAUAAAGACUCUAAUAAUUUCCAAACCAAUCCUCAACAUGAUGAAACUCCACCGCCCUCCACUCGAUCCGAUACAUCAUCCUCUGCUCUAACCUAUCUAACCAAAUCAAAUUCUCCAGUAGUUGUCAACAAUCGAGAAAUGCAAGAGGUAAAACUUGCAAAAUUGACUCCCAAAGAAGAAUUAUUGCCUCCCAAACAAAAAUUAAUGAUUAUUGAAAAUAGAAUUGCACGGCUGAAGGAUUUACAACUACAUCAAGCUGUCAUUGAUUUGAGAACAUUGGCUAUAGCAUUAACACGAUUAGUGUAUGGAUCUCAAACUGUUCGAUUGGCCGAACACUACAUGGAUAUAGGAGAUACGUAUACAAAAAUGAAAGCUUUUGAACAAGCAAGCUCGUAUUUAAGGAAAGGAUUAAUGUUUUUGACAAAAAUUGUGACAAAUAUUCAUCAUCAUCAACAAACAACGACUAGACUAAUCAAUGAGGAUGCAAUGGAGCCUCUCAAUUUUGAACAGGAAUAUUCUGAUGCUCGUCGACUUCUUCCACAUGUGCUUCUUGCCCUUGGAAAGUGUUAUGUCGAACAAAAUUGUAUGAAAGAAGCACAUGGAUGUCUCAAAGAAGCAAAGAGACAAAAUGAUAUUCUAAAAGAUGAAGAACGCGAUCCAAUGAUCACUUUUGAUAUUUCUCUUCAACUUUCUUACUUGUACACAAGAAUGGGGAGAUUUGAUGUCUCUCUCACUCAUUUAAUUAACGCUUGGGAAACGAAAUUGCAAAUGGUUGGAACCCAACAACACCCAGAUAUUGCAAAAGUUUUUAGAGAAAUGGCAUCUGUACACCUCAAGAAUGGAACCAUUAAUGAGGCUAUUGAAAACUUUGAAAAAGCUAAAAAAGUGUAUGAAGAAAUGGGUACUCCUGUUGGUCUUUACAAUGCUGCAGUUAUUGCUUACACCAUUGGAAACUUGUUUGAUGAAAUGAAUAAUUUUGAAAAAGCAAGUUUGUACUAUGAAGGAGCAACAGGAGGAGUUGAAUCUUUUUAUGGGCCGUAUGACAUGAAAACAAUCAAAGUUUAUGAGAGAUUUGCGAGGGCCGUUUUGGAACAAGCUCAAUCUCAAAACGAUGACAGAACUCUGUAUGAUAAAGCCACCUCACUCUAUAAGGAGCUAUUGAAAAGAAAGUCACUGCUGUACGGCAAUGACUCACCUGAAGCUGGAAUCACUCUUGAGAUUUUGGGAGAUAUUCAAUUCACACUCGAGGAUUUUGCCAAUGCUCUCCUCUAUUAUGAUAAGGCAUGGCUCAUUGCUGAUGAAGUGUAUGGUCCUCAAGAUGAAACCAUUUCACUUCAAGAAAAAAGAAAUACCACAAAAGAACGAGCAAAACAAAAAGAGGAGGAAGAUUUAAUGUCGUAG
Molecule: messenger RNA, 1713 nt
Organism: Naegleria lovaniensis
Lineage: Eukaryota; Heterolobosea; Eutetramitea; Acrasida; Naegleriidae
Exons: 1
Coding region: 1-1713 (570 amino acids)
Molecular function (GO): protein binding
Source: RefSeq, a predicted model, not a curated record